This is a messenger RNA of Linderina pennispora, 459 nucleotides long. RefSeq names its product histone-fold-containing protein. Lineage: Eukaryota; Fungi; Kickxellomycota; Kickxellomycetes; Kickxellales; Kickxellaceae. The coding region runs from base 1 to 459 and encodes 152 amino acids. The transcript is spliced from 2 exons. The record is from RefSeq and is a predicted model, not a curated record. Gene Ontology annotation, molecular function: DNA binding; structural constituent of chromatin; protein heterodimerization activity. Gene Ontology annotation, cellular component: nucleosome.
AUGCGCGAGCGGGUUGGUCGAGUCGAGGCCGGUGUGCCAGCGGCCGCUGAUCCAGCCAAGGGAGUUACAGGACCGGCAGCGACGGGCGGCAAAUUCGCAGGGAGCGGGUCGCAGAAGCGCGUGCAGUCGCGGUCAUCGAAGGCGGGGCUACAGUUCCCUGUGGGGCGUGUGCACCGGUACCUGAAGCGGGAAACGCAGCACUCGACGCGGGUGGGGGCGAAGGCGGCAGUGUACACAGCGGCGGUGCUGGAGUACCUGGUGGCAGAGGUGCUGGAGCUGGCGGGGAACGCGGCGCGCGACCUGAAGUCGAAGCGGAUUUCGCCGCGGCACCUGCAGCUUGCGAUCCGGGGCGACGACGAGCUGGAUCUGCUGGUGAAGGCGACGAUUGCGGGCGGCGGCGUGAUCCCGUAUAUCCACAAGCAGCUAAUGGAGAAGGGAAAGAAGUCGGCGCCUAACUAG